Physeter macrocephalus (sperm whale) is the source of this 739-nucleotide messenger RNA. Its product is annotated as melanoma-associated antigen D4-like. The record is from RefSeq and is a predicted model, not a curated record. Lineage: Eukaryota; Metazoa; Chordata; Mammalia; Artiodactyla; Physeteridae. Gene Ontology annotation, biological process: negative regulation of transcription by RNA polymerase II. The annotation marks the transcript as partial. Gene Ontology annotation, cellular component: nucleus. The transcript has 3 exons.
GUACCUGGAAUACAAGAAGAUCCCCAAUAGCAGCCCACCCGAGUAUGAGUUCCUCUGGGGCCUGCGCGCCCGCCACGAGACCAGCAAGAUGAGGGUGCUGAGAUUCAUCGCCCAGUAUCAGAACCGAGACCCCCGGGAAUGGAGGGCUCAUUUCUUGGAGGCUGUGGAUGAUGCUUUCAAGACGAUGGAUGUGGAUAUGGCUGAGGAACAUGCCAGGGCCCAGAUGAGAGCCCAGAUGAACAUCGGGGAGGAAGCUCUGAUUGGACGGUGGAGCUGGGACGACAUACAGGUCGAACUCCUGACCUGGGAUGAGGACGGAGAUUUUGGCGACGCCUGGUCCAGGAUCCCCUUCGCUUUCUGGGCCAGAUACCAUCAGUACAUUCUGAAUAGCAACCGUGCCAACAGGAGAGGCACCUGGAGGGCUGGCGUCAGCAGUGGCACCAAUGGUGCGGCCAGCACCAGCAUGCUCGAUGGCCCCAGCACCAGCUCCACCAUCCGGACCAGAAACGCCGCCAGAACCAGUGCCAGCUUCUUCUCCUGGAUUCAGCAGCGCUGAGGAGCUGCAGCAGUCCCCUGCCGAGCCAGAGUGCCUCCCCUGCCCCCUCCCCGACAGAGCACUCUAGGCAGCUACUCCCCGUCCAUGGAAGAUGGCAUGCCAGAUGACGCGCUCUCUGCCCUUCCUGCUUUCCUGUGUGCUUUUCGUCGUGCUGUCGUGUUUUGGGUAUCGGUGUUGCAUUAA